Messenger RNA from Danio aesculapii, 5911 nucleotides. Its product is annotated as mucin-2-like. The transcript is spliced from 13 exons. The record is from RefSeq and is a predicted model, not a curated record. NCBI's taxonomy places the organism in Eukaryota, Metazoa, Chordata, Actinopteri, Cypriniformes, Danionidae.
UCUCUGAUGGUGAGCAUUCAGUAGCCGUCAGCAUGUCUUGCACAUAUCUCCUCUUGGCCGGGCUUCUGCUGGCAUACACUGUAACAGCCUCACAAUAUUAUGGAGGAUCAAUGAGCUUCAACCCAAGACUGAACUCUAAUGGUUCAUUUGAGGUGGAACUUCGCUACAAGACGGCCUACAAUGACUGUUCCCAAUAUAAUUACUGGUCCUGCAUGUCUGGAGACUGUGGAAAUGAGGUCAGUAAAGUGAUUGGUAAAGUAGAUUCGAGUUCCAAUGGAAACAACUGGUGUCAGUCUGAGGGAGUCAUAACAACGGCUUUAUCCACCAACAGCCCAUUUGAGUUAGCGACAAUGGGUUGCUGUUGGAUUAACGACAGAGCCGCAUACACUGGAGACUGGAGUCUUUUUUCCUACAUUGACCUUGGAGUGAGAUCCGACACUUUAGUGCCUAACAGAUCCCCAAUCUCCACCACCCUACCAUUUCUUAAAGUUCCUCAAAACUGUCCCAGGAGGUACAACCUUUUAGCCUUUGAUCCAGAGGAUGACCAGGUCAGAUGCAGAUUUGGACAAAACAAUGAGUGUAAAACCUGCAACCAACCUGAUGGUUUCACAUUGAAUCAGAAUAACUGCUCUCUGUCACAUGGACAAACCCUGGUCCUUGGAGUUUAUUCAUUUGAGCUGGUACUGGAGGAUUUCCCCAUUCGCAAGAUUACUCUGUCCUACACCGAUCAAACGUCAGUAGAAAGAUUUCCAAUCAGUUUAAUCAGAAACAGACGCAAUGCUUUUGCCAAAACAACGCCUAAAACAACAACCACAACAAAGUGCAAAACAACAAGCACAACAACACGUACAACAACACCACGAAAGCGACACAUUACAACACCUACAACAACAAGUACAAAAACACCCACAACUACAACAUACACUACAAUAUCUAAAACAACACCUACAACCACACCCAAAACAAUUACUACAACAGCACUUCCAAUAAGGUCCAAUACAACAACAGCACCCACUACAAUAACUACAACAACACCUAUGACAUCAACAACAACAACACCCGAACCCACAACAACAACCACAAUAAUUCCUACAACAACCCCCACAACAACACCCGAACCCACAACAACAACCACAAUAAUUCCUACAACAACCCCCACAACAACACCCGAACCCACAACAACAACCACAAUAAUUCCUACAACAACACCCACAACAACACCCGAACCCACAACAACAACCACAAUAAUUUCUACAACAACACCCACAACAACACCUGAGCCCACAACAACCACAAUAAUUCCUACAACAACACCCGAACCCACAACAACCCCCACAACACCCGAACCCACAACGACAACCACAAUAAUUCCUACAACAACCCCCACAACAACACCCGAACCCACAACAACAACCACAAUAAUUCCUACAACAACCCCCACAACAACACCCGAACCCACAACAACAACCACAAUAAUUCCUACAACAACACCCACAACAACACCCGAACCCACAACAACAACCACAACACCCGAACCCACAACAACAACCACAAUAAUUCCUACAACAACACCCACAACAACACCCGAACCCACACCAACCCCCACAACACCCGAACCCACAUCAACCCCCACAACAACAACACCCGAACCCACACCAACCCCCACAAUGAUCCCUACAACAACACCCACCCCUGCACCCACCACAACACCUGAACCCACAACAACACCCGAACCCACACCAACCUCCACAAUUAUUCCUACAACACCCACCCCUGCACCCACAACAACACCAGAACCCACAACAACACCCGACCCCACAACAACACCAGAACCCACAACAACACCCGAACCCACAACAACAACCACAAUAAGUCCUACAACAACACUUACCACAACACCCGAACCCACAACAACACCAGAACCCACAACAACACCCGACCCCACAACACCAGAACCCACAACAACACCCGACCCCACAACAACAACCACAAUAAUUCCUACAACACCCACCACAACACCCGAACCCACACCAACCCCUACAAUAAUUCCUACAACAACACCCACCCCUGCACCCACAACAACACCCGAACCCACAACAACACCCGAACCCACAACAACACCCGACCCCACAACAACACCAGAACCCACACCAACCCCCACAAUAAUUCCUACAACACCCACCCCUGCACCCACAACAACACCCGACCCCACAACAACACCAGAACCCACAACAACACCCGACCCCACAACAACACCCGAACCCACAACAACACCAGAACCCACAACAACACCAGAACCCACAACAACACCAGAACCCACAACAACACCAGAACCCACACCAACCCCACAAUAAUUCCUACAACACCCACCCCUGCACCCACAACAACACCAGAACCCACAACAACACCCAGAACCCACAACAACACCCGAACCCACAACAACACCAGAACCCACAACAACACCAGAACCCACAACAACACCAGAACCCACAACAACACCCGAACCCACAACAACACCUGAACCCACAACAACACCCGAACCCACAACAACACCAGAACCCACAACAACACCCGAACCCACAACAACACCAGAACCCACAACAACACCAGAACCCACAACAACACCCGAACCCACAACAACACCAGAACCCACAACAACACCAGAACCCACAACAACACCAGAACCCACAACAACACCCGAACCCACAACAACACCAGAACCCACACCAACCCCCACAAUAAUUCCUACAACACCCACCCCUGCACCCACAACAACACCCGACCCCACAACAACACCAGAACCCACAACAACACCCGAACCCACAACAACACCCGAACCCACAACAACACCAGAACCCACAACAACACCAGAACCCACAACAACACCUGAACCCACAACAACACCCGAACCCACACCAACCCCCACAAUUAUUCCUACAACACCCACCCCUUCACCCACAACAACACCCGAACCCACAACAACACCAGAACCCACAACAACACCCGAACCCACAACAACACCAGAACCCACAACAACACCCGAACCCACAACAACACCCGAACCCACAACAACACCUGAACCCACAACAACACCCGAACCCACAACAACACCAGAACCCACAACAACACCAGAACCCACAACAACACCCGAACCCACAACAACACCAGAACCCACAACAACACCAGAACCCACAACAACACCAGAACCCACAACAACACCCGAACCCACACCAACCCCCACAAUUAUUCCUACAACACCCACCCCUGCACCCACAACAACACCCGACCCCACAACAACACCAGAACCCACAACAACACACGAACCCACAACAACACCAGAACCCACAACAACACCAGAACCCACAACAACACCAGAACCCACAACAACACCCGAACCCACACCAACCCCCACAAUUAUUCCUACAACACCCACCCCUGCACCCACAACAACACCCGAACCCACAACAACACCAGAACCCACACCAACCCCCACAAUAGUUCCUACUACAACACCCACAACAACACCCGAACCCACAACAACACCCGAACCCACACCAACCCCAACAAUAACUCAAACAACUCUUACAACAACACAAACAACUCUUACAGCAGCACCUAUAAUGACUCCUACAACUACCAUGAUAACAUCCCAAGCACCAACUACUUUACCACUGAGCAAAAUUCCUCUUCAAUUUUCUCUUCAAGUUGGCAGUCCAGCACCAUCUUGUGUUGAGGGUGAAUAUCUGCCACAGUUCCUCUACCCAACACCUCUACACGGAGAACUCUUGCAGGCUCGUGUAAAUCAUGGGUUUGAGUUCAGAGUGAAUGCUUCUGCAUCUUUUUCAAGAGUUAUUGAUGUCAUCAUAAGUGGACCAUUAAACAGCACAAAGACCAAAACUACAACUGGAGAAUAUGUGAUUAACUGGACACCAACUCAAGAAAACUAUGGUCAACACUUUCCAUUUUGCUUCAUAGCAGAAGCCCAAUACAUGUCUGAUAUUUACCAGUCUGAGAUGAGGUGCAUUGUUGCAGAGGUCAUUGAACAAGGACCUGUGGUACAUGUAACCUGCUCUGCAAACUCAAUGUCAGUCACAAUAGUGAGAUCUUCUAUCCAAAACCUCAGGGGUGACCAACUGAGACUGAUAGAUCCUUCUUGUCAGCUUUACUCCAACAGUACUGAUGUGUACACCAGCACACCGCUUGAUGGAUGUGGCACUACGUUAGAGGAGACAGACAACGAACUCAUCUUUAAGAAUAAAGUCAUUGCAUUUGAUGAUCCCCAGGGCGUUACAUCCAGAAACAACCUAGAACUUGAAAUUAUGUGCGCGUACCAGAAAAACAACAACAUUAGACAGGAGUUUGGUACUCACAAGUCUCCAAUCAGAAUCUCUGAUAAGGGUUUUGGCACAUCGAACUAUCACUUUGAGUUUUACCCAUCUAACAGUUUCCAAAACAUGACAGAUCCAAGUGCCUACCCACUUGUGUAUGAUGUGGGAGAUAUGAUCUACAUGAAGAUCGAGCCUGACUCUCCAGUCCCAGACACUGAAUUGUUUCUUGAGUCCUGUAUGGCUACACCUUAUGAUACUCCCAAUUACCCGGUCUCCUAUCCCAUCAUCACCAAUGGAUGCAACAUGGAUGAAACAGUUCAGUUUUUCUCAAGUCACCAACCAUAUGUUGAGUUUGAAAUGGCGGCCUUCAAAUUCACUGGGUUUCAAGACCAGGUGUUCAUCAGCUGCUCAAUCAUCGUAUGUCAGGCAGGCGUUCCCAACACUCGCUGCUCUCAGGGCUGCAUCAACGGCACUGUCGCUCCACCUUCACACAACAUCAACAAAAGAGAUGCCCCCAUCCAGACCAGCAAUCACUUCAUCUCCCAGGGACCCAUACGGCUGAGGAGGAGCCCAUCACAGGUCACUGGGAAUCUGGGAUUGAAUGUAAACCUUGCUGUCGUCGCUGGGUGUCUGGUGGCCAUUGCUGCUAUGAUUUGCGCUGUGAUCCUCUACACAUCCAAGACGCCCAGGAUCAGAAAACAAUCCUUGCCAUCACACGACUUUUAAGCGUGUCAGCGUUUUUUUCCAAAGCAUAAUGCAAUGAUUUUACUGCGAAAACACUAUUUCUAAGCUUGUUGGUGAAAAGAAAUAUUUGGUGAGGUUUUCUUGCUUUUGUAAUCAUUCAUUUUCUUUUCGGCUUAUUCCCUUUAUUAAUCUGGGGUCGCCACAGCCUACCCAAUUCACCUGCACCGCAUGUCUUUGGACUGUGGGGGAAACCGGAGUAAACCCACGCGAACGUAGGGAGAACAUGCAAACUCCACACAAACGCCAACUGACCCAGCCGAGGCUCAAACCAGCAACCUUCUUGCUGUGAGGCGACAGCGCUACCUACUGCGACACUGCGUCACCAUCUUUUGUAAUCAUUGUUAUAAUAAUUUUUGAGCUUUAAAAAAGGCCUUAAGAAAUGACGUUAUUAUUUUAAAGAAAUUAAACCUUAACUAUAUAUACUUUAACCCUUAACUUUAAACCUUACUCAUGCAUUUAAAGUUCCGCAGCUAAAAUUAGAUCCAUUUCCAAAUCAGUUCACAAUCAGUUCUCAGAAUCAGAAUGAGCUUUAUUUGCUAGUGCGAACACACAAGGGGUUUGUUGUAGUUUUCAGGAGCUCUGUGUAAAUACCUACAUGCAUACACAUAGACAUGCGAGAAAAGAAGAACAGAAGUAAAGGACAUGCUGUAAAAUAAAAUUGUGCACUAUAUGUAAAAUUGUAAAUGUCUUAUCUAAAUGAAAAGAAGCCUCUUAUUUUAACUUAUAUGUAUGUAAUAUGGGCUAAUUUUACACUUUAUUUAGUAUGAGUAACAUCAUCUGAAAUCUGCUUUGUGGAAUGUGAAUGUGAUUAAUAAAAAUGAUCACACACUGUCUCCAAA